Messenger RNA from Dreissena polymorpha, 4244 nucleotides. RefSeq names its product tetratricopeptide repeat protein 37-like. The transcript has 36 exons. Gene Ontology annotation, molecular function: protein binding. Bases 51 to 3971 code for a protein of 1306 amino acids. NCBI's taxonomy places the organism in Eukaryota, Metazoa, Mollusca, Bivalvia, Myida, Dreissenidae. The record is from RefSeq and is a predicted model, not a curated record. Gene Ontology annotation, cellular component: Ski complex.
CCUUACGUACAACAACAACAACAAAUAAUACGAAGCUGGUUCUGUUAACAAUGGAUCCAAAACAAAGUAAAGCAUUUCUGAGGAAUGCUAGGGAGUCAAUUAGGAAGAAAGAAUUCAAGGAAGCUGAAACACAGUGCAAGGACAUUCUUGCAAAUGACAGCACCAACUACAUGGCCCUGGUGUUGUUGGCAGUUGCUGCAGAAGGGUUGUCAGAGAAUGAUCAAGCUCUAUCAGCAUACAGACAGGCUACACUGGCAGAUGACUCGCAAAUACUUGCUUGGCAGGGCCUUUGCAACUUCUUUGAGAAGAAUUCCAUACCAGCGUAUGCCAAUGAACAGUGUGGUGUUUACCUGAAGCUGUUGCAGAUGAACAAAGAUGAUAUUGGUAAGAAGAAAGAAAUUAUUUUUAAUAUGGUGAAAAUAUCAGAGCAUAUCAAGGAUGCAGAGAAAAUCCAACAGAUUCCAGAGCUAUGCAGGAAGUACUUGAGUACAAGUACAGACUACACUGAUGCAACAGAGGUUGUUCUGGCCUACUAUCUCCCUGCCCUACUUAAGACAUGUCCAGAAGACCUUCCUGCAGAGACAGAACACUUCCUAAACAAUUUUCCAUCCUCGCCGGCAGUAUUGAAGCACAAAAUGUUGUCAGUUCUGGACAUCUGCAUUGGUCAACUGUCUGUCUCAUCUGAGGUAUUGACAAACCAUGUGACCAGAUAUGAAGCUGUCACUGCUGGCAAGGACUGUGAUGUUCUUGCCACUGCACAGGCAUGUUUGGCAGUGAUUGCCAAUGACUUCAAGAAAAGUCGGUCCCUUUUAGAAAAAGUGUGCAAUAAGAACCCUAUGCUUGUGUGUAGCCACUGUUUGCUGGCUGAGUCUCUCUAUAAGCUGCAUCAGUAUGACACUGCCAUCAAACUGUGCCAGUCAGGGUUGAGCUUGCUAGACAGAAAGGACCGAGUGCUGACAUGUAAGCCUGGCCCAGUGAGGAACUUCCUUAACCUUCUGAUGGUGCAAGCUCUAGUGCAAACUGGUGACCCCACAAAACUGAACAGGGCUCUUGAAAUCUGCACAAAGGAACUGGAUGACAACUCAGAAGUGCAGCUUUUAAAAGGAAACGUUUACUUCAGACAGCGAGACUUCAAGGCUGCAAAGGGAUGCUUGUUGGGUGAUUCUGUGGAGAAGCAAGUCCUGGAGGGCUUGAUAGACCUCGAGGAAAAUAAUCUGGAAUCUGCCAAAUCCAGAUUUGAAUCACUGUUGGCAGCAGAGCCUGAUGUAGCCUCCCACCACCUGAACUUGGCCAAGUGCCUCUGGAAGAUGGGCACAGCCAGGGAAUAUAGCUUUACACUACUGCUCAAGGCUGCCAAACUGAGCCCUGAAACCAGUGAGGCAUUUCUCUACCUGGGUCAUUACUAUGGGCAAGAGGGUGGGGACAGAAUCCGAGCCCGGAAAUGUUACCAGAAGGCAUUUGACCUUGACCCCAGCAGUGAGGUCGCAGGAGAGAAACUGUGUGACUUCCUGACGGAGAUUGGAGAAGAUGAGAAAUGCCAUCAGAUUCUGCUACAGUUCACCAGUUCAUGCCCACCUGGCCGAGGCAAGUGGGCGUGGCUGAGGCUGGGGCUGCAUCAGAUGAAACAUGAUGAUCCCUCUGUGGCCAUUGUGUCCCUCCAGUCUGCAUUGAGAGCAGACUCUAAAGACGUCCAUGUGUGGGAGUGUUUAGGGGAGGCAUACAUGGCCCGUGGUAGCUACACGGCUGCGUUGAAGGCUUUCAUCAGAGCAACCGAGCUUGACCAAUCAUCUGUCUACAGCCUGUUCCAGAUUGCCUCUAUAAAGCAGGCCCUGGGACAGUACACUGAGGCUCUGCAGGAGUACACUCACAUACUCAGACAGGCUGAGGACUAUGUACCCGCUCUGAAAGGCUUGGGAGAGACCUAUGUUUCAAUUGCCCACAAUCAUCUUAGCAACUGUUUCCAUGGGCGGGCAAAAGACACAGCAGAGCUGGCAGUUGACUGCCUGUUUAGAGCAUGCAAGCUGAGGCCAGAUGUCUCUUGUUUGUGGAAACUGAUGGGGGAUGCCUGCACUAUUCUCCAUGUGUUACCAGAGUUCAGAUUUUUGAGACCUGACAAAGGUGUUUGGACUAAAGUAGAACUUUUGAAAGUGGGAAGUGGAUGCUAUAUCAGAGCCUUGAAGAUCAUGCCAGAGCUAUCUCCCUUGUGGCAUGACCUGGGACUUAAUUAUAUCUACCAAUCACAGUGCACCUCUGGGAGUGAGGCCAUUUCAUUGGCUGAAAGAUCUGUCCAAUCCCUGAAGAAGGCCAUCCAGUUGGAACCAGGAAAUUACAAGCAUUGGAAUGCCUUGGGAUAUGUUGCAUGCCAGAAUGUGUAUUUCAAGCCAGACUUGGCCCAACACUGCUUCAUAAAGUCAACACAGCUAGAAACAAACAAUGUGGCAGCAUGGACCAACCUUGCAGCUCUCUACCUAAAACAUGAUAAUAUAAAGUUGGGCCAUGAAGCGUUCAAGAUAGCCCAGAGCCUAGAGCCCUCCUACGUGGCCUGCUGGAUAGGUCAGGCCAUCAUAGCGGAGCUGGUGGGACAUGAGGACGCCAUGGAUCUGUUCAGGCACACCACAGAGCUCAGCAAUCAUCCAGAGGGUGCUCUUGGGUACGGCCACUGGGUGUGCAGUAUGCUCCUACAGUCAGACAAGAAGGACAGUCCCAUGUAUGUGUACGCCAUAGAGCAGAUGGCAGCCAUCCCAGCAGCCUCCGAUGCCCUAGCCAGAUACACAGAUCGGAUAAAGACCAAUCCUGUGGCCUACGUACUUCAUGGCCUGCUUCUACAGAGACAGAAGCUGUACAAGACUGCUGCCCAUCAACUUCAGAUUGCAGUGAGACUGUAUGAGGAGGCAGGGGACCAGGGAGAUCAGUGGCGUGCAGCGCUGGCCAACUGUGCUAUGAGUCUCAGACAGAGUGGUCGGGCGGAUGAGGCCUGUGAUAUGUAUGAGAGACUGGGAGACACAUCGGACCCCGGGGUUCUACACCAAUGGGGUCUGGCCCUGUACCAGAGGGGCCUCUACCAACAGGCGCUACAAGUUUACCACAAGGCAGCAGAGCUGUCUGGUAGCAACCUUGAGAGGUCACAUGUCAUGGCUGCCAUGGCAAUGUCACUGUACAGGCUGGGGGACCUAGACAGCACUAAGACGACUUUGUUUCAUAGCUCACAGAGUGAGGAGGUAUCCAUCCAUGGACUGAAGGGUCUGUGUGCCCUGGGGCUGCUACUGGCGGACCCCUCCCUGGCUCAAGCAGCCAUUCACGAGCUAGCGGGCUUCUCCAACCACCCACAUCACGGGGGCGACAUUCUGCUGCUGCAGUGUAUCACAUAUCUCACACAGGGCAACAUAGAGCAAGCAAAGAAAAUAGUGCAGUGCAGCCUUCAUGAAAACCCUUGUCAGGGGAAUGCCUGGCAUUUAUUGUCAGUUUUACUUCUCAAGCACUUUCCAAAGAUACCAGUGGCAGCUACUGCAUGCUCAAGGAAUGCUGUUCUAUUUAACCAUCAGUCAGUUAAUAAGAUUGAGAGGUUCCUUGUGCCAUUGGCAGAUAUUCAAGAUGGUUACCAUGGUAACAGCACUAGCUGCAGAAAUGCUUUUCUCAGUGCUCAGAGAGCAGUGCACUUGUAUCCAGAGAAUAUUUCAGGCUGGCUGACGCUUUCAUCUGCUAUUGGUAUGGAGGCAUUGUGUGCCAGUGAUGUGAGAAAGAGGAGCCUGUUUGAGCAGCAGUAUUACCUGCUAUCACAGCUCUACCAAACGGAGAAAGACACUGCCACAUGUUGCUGGUGUCUUCGUCAGAAGGUCACAUGUUCUGCACAGGCUGGACUGCACAAUAGAGUUAUGGAUGAUUUAGACGUGUUGAUGACAGAGUUUGGAGAGAUUCCAUCAGUACUGGAGCUGUUUAAUAUCAUUAAAGAUGGUCUACAGAAGAGGCAAUGAUAUAGAACUUUCUAAGCAUUUGUCUCCAUUUAUUGAAUUAGAAUGGAUCUUAAGGCAUUGUUUGUGUAAAAUAUUGAUAAAGAUUAGCCAAUACAGAACAUUUUUAUACAUUAACAAAAGUGAAAGAAAGUUACUGUGUACGCAAGUACAUGCAUAGAUACAGAGUGUUUUGAGUUAUGAUUAAUAACAAGUGCUGUUAAUUAGUUUUGUCGUCCUUUUUAUUCAUAAACACAUUUCUUAUAGUUAUUGGUCCAAUUAAAAUUAUAAAAUGGC